Molecule: messenger RNA, 3917 nt
Organism: Lactuca virosa
Lineage: Eukaryota; Viridiplantae; Streptophyta; Magnoliopsida; Asterales; Asteraceae
Source: the annotation of a GenBank genome assembly
GUAAACAGCCAAGUCCUAUACAAAUUUCUUUUGUUUAAAAGUCGAAGAAGAAAAAACGUCAAUGCCUGUAAACGGAAAGGCAGCGAUUUGACGUACGCCAGCAGCGUUGGUCAGAGUGUGCUGGACCGUCGGCGACAGCAGCGUUGGUCUGAGAAGUUCUGAUAUUGUAGAGUUCACGGAGAGCAAAAUUCAACCGGAUCUUACCAUUGGGGUGACCAGAGGGACGGCGGAGCUGGAAAGUUCCGAUGAUCGUGGAGUCUUCGAGGUUUCAAGAGGGUUUUGAGUGAAAGAUUUCUAGAGUAAGGAUGGCGGCGGACGGAGAGGACAAGAGUCGCAACAGGUUGGAGGGUUUGGGUAUGCCUGAGAUGGAGAAGGUCUGAGCUUGGUCGUAGAUCUCUGGCGGUAUCUAGGGUUAUAGUGGAUUCGGACGAGAUUCAGGCAGGGGAGGUCGACGUUUUCUGGAACAGAGGCACGGGUGACGAUCUGGAACAGAGCAAGAUUCUGGCUAGGGUUCCCGCAAAACGAGAUUCCGGCCGGCGAUUGCCGCUGCAGUUCCGGUAUCGUGACUAGGGCUCUGAUAUUUGGUAUGGAAUCGUGAUUUGUAUUAUGAAUGAUGUACAUGAAUGGCGAAUGCUAAACUAUGAAAGGCUAAUUACAUGGAAAAUUUCUGUACAAAUGGUAUCAUGGAGAAAUAGAGACGGAAAUAGGCUGACGUUAUAUGUAUAUAUCCCUUGAACAUAUCGUCUUCCGUUCUACAUCUUUUCCUGUGGUUUUAACUUGAUAAAUACAAACAUCAUGUCGUCUUCAUCGACUUACAAUCAGUUUGCUCACUUACAAAUCCCACUUGAAGAGAUAUUAUCCGCCACCAACAACUUUUCUGAUGAAAAUCUCAUCAGACGAGGUGGAUUUGGAUCGGCUUAUAGAGGACAACUCUUGCGAUCUAGUCAAUGGAUCGAGAUUGUUGCACGGAGGUUAGAUCAGGCGAAAAAGCAAGGAAACAAAGAGUUUUGGAUGGAGGUAUCGAUGCUUUCUACACUCAAUCAUGACAAUCUGGUGUCUAUCAUUGGGUAUUGUGAUGAGAAGGGCGAGAAGAUCAUCAUAAACAAGCAUGAGACCCAUGGAAGUCUCGACAAAUAUCUACGAGACCCGGCCCUCACAUGGAUGCGAAGAUUGGAGAUAUGUGUUGGCGUUGCUUGUGCAUUGAAGUACAUCCAUUACGAUGAGGGACGCGAUUAUAGCGUCAUACAUCGUAAUAUCAAGAGCUCCAAGAUUUUACUUGAUGACAACUGGAAACCCAAGCUAUAUGGUUUUGAACUUUCCAUGAAAAAUACAAAAGCUCGAAGACAUGGAGUUCUCUUUGAUCCUGUUGGUGGCACGAUAGGGUAUAUAGACCCAAGAUGUGAGAAGCUUGGGGGUGUAACUCACAAGUCAGACGUGUACUCGUUUGGAGUUGUAUUAUUUGAAGUCCUCUGUGGGAGGAGGGCAUACAUUCCUAAGAUGUGUUCAGAUCAGUUGUCCCAACAACAUCCCACAGAGGAUUUCGUGGGAAGUUUGCAUGAGAUCCUUAACCAUGAGGGUCGAUCACCUCAAUUGGCCAAACAGCAUUCCAGUGAGAGAAAACUAGAUGAGAUGGUAGAUCCCCAUAUAAACGAACAAAAGGAUCCUCCAUCAUUCAACAUCUUAUCAACAAUAACAGCAUUCAGUGGCUUAUCAAAUGAAAUGCAGGUGCUGUCGUCAACAACAACAGUUAACAGCUGUUGUACGAAGAAACAAGUUAAACAAUCUCCUGGACUAAAUCCCCUAGGCAUGUCCAUGUUUACCAUUUCUCCAUUUGCGAUGUUGGACUAUGAAAAGAGAUUUGGGCACUUGCAUAUUCCAAAAGACGAAUUAUUAGCUCCACUGGCCAGAUUCCACUAUGAUGAAAGAAAACUAGAUGAUAUGAUUGAUCCAGAUCUACGGAAACAAAUGGACCCACAAUCAUUCCACCUUUUCUCGGAAAUAGCAUAUUGCUGCAUAAAGGAGCAACGAUCAACACGCCCAGAUAUACAUCAAAUUAUCAUAAGACUUGAGAAAGCCUUGGAUUUUCAACGGAAACACGAUGAAACUUUGAAUCUAGAGGAACACACGGAAGUUGAAGAUACGUCGGCCAAUCACUUGAAGUUGAAAAAAUUCAGGCACUUGGAGAUCCCACUCACUGAUAUAGAGAAGGCCACCAAGAAUUUUGACAAAGCAUACCUCAUUGGGUCAGGCGCAUAUGGUGAGGUGUACAAAGCAGAACUUGACCAUUUUGAUAGCAAAAAGUUCUUUUCAUUAGAAGAGAAGAAUAAAGAAUCUCAAGCUGGGCGCCCGACAGCGGUAGCCGUAAUCAAGAAACUUGAGGAAGCGUUAUCUUUUCUAGUAAAUCCAAAGGACCAUCUUCAAUUUUCACUUGAGGAUAUAGAAUCGGCCACUCAAAACUUCAGUGAUAACAAUCUUAUUGGAAAAGGAGGAUUUGGGCAUUGCUUACAUCGUAAAAGAGAAGAACGACCAACAACAGGUCAGGUCCUAGUGCAACUUAAAAAGGCAUUGGAAUUCCAAGAGGAUUGUGAAAUAUGGGAGCCCAAAUUGCCUAAUGACUAUAAAGAAAUAAUCUCUGAGACCUACUCUACUGAAAAGAGGAAAGACCUCUACCACAUGUUCUCCAAAGGAAUCCUUGUUCAAGAAGCCAAAGUGUUGUUUUCACUAGGUGGUAAUGGAGAAAGAAAUGUAAUGAUAUCAGCAAAAAGAUUUUCAUACAUAAACCAUUGUCUGCAUAAAUGGCGAUUUGUUCCGGAAUCAAGGUUUGAAGUAGUAGCAGAGAUGUUAGAUAUUUCAAAUCUAAAGAUCAAAAUCAAGACAAGAACUCAACUUUUAUCUCCAGAUGUCAUUUAUGGGGUUUAUUUAGUCUUCAAGUUUUGUGACCCAAGAAAAGUUUCAAGUAAACCUUUGUAUGUGAACCUCAAGUAUAAAAAUGGGAGAAAAACCUCACAUGCAUAUUUUGCAAAAUGGAGAGACAACGAUUGGAUGAUGAUUGAGCUGUGCAGAUUCUUGAAUGACAAGGAAAAUAUCGAUUUUAAGUUUGUAUUAGAGAGCCUUUCACGAUACCACUGUCAAGAUAGUACCAUUUAUGCUGAAGGCAUUGAAUUUCGACCCAUUGAAAAUGUGAAAAAUGAAGAAAUCAAUGAGAUAAAGGAAGUCCGACAAGUAUUGAAAUCAGACUCAAACAUGGAUCGCAUCAUGCAACAACUGCCAAUGAACCCUGAAGAAAUAUAUAAGGGAUCCGAAAAUGGAGACAAUGGUGAAAAGUUGUUUUUGCUCAACGAAGUGAACGGAAAGAAACAUCUUAUGCUUUCAGCAAAGGCGGCUGUUUACAAAUAUUCUGAUGUUAAGCUUUUCAAAACAAAACCAUCAACUCAAACCAGAUUUGCAGAGGUGAUUGAGCUUCUACCACAACAAGUAUUUUGUAUCAAUCGCACCAUUAAAAGUGAAAUGUUAUCACGAGAUACAGAGUAUGCAUGUCACCUUGUCUUCAAGCUUUCAGAGAAAUGCCAUGGGCUGCAUUGUCCUGUGAAAGUACGGAAUCUACUCCAUAGGAACAACAAAGAGGUUGGAAUUGUUUAUUUUAGAUCCCCAGCCCCAUGGAAUUUACAUGAUACCAAUCAAGCUCCAGAACAGAGAGCAGAUGGAUGGAUGGAGGUUAAGAUCUGGAAAUUCAACUUAAAUCACGAACUCACAAAAAAUGAUUGUUUUCGUGUGAAUUUGAAGUUAAUUAGUUAUGAAGGAACUUUGUCUGGCCUUAUUGUAUGUGGCCUUGAGUUUCGGCCAAUGUAUUAGAGUGUAUAUGUGUGAAGUUGUUUGUUAAAUCAGUUGUAUAUAUAGUUUUUGUAAAAUUAAAUUAG